GUCCUGAUCACGAAGGUAACAUAGACACAACCCUGCUAGUGUGCCUUGAGGGCCGAGGAGGUUGGGAUGGAAUGCCUGCUGCUGGUUCGUGUCACUGCUCAGCGUGCUUCCCGCUGCUGUUGCCCGCCAGGAUCAUCUAACCAAUGCCACAGACGGCUACAGACGCCUCAGAAUCACCCUCCCCUGCGAGUGAGCGGCUGUGGCCCGGCCUGUCCCUUAUUCCCAAUUUCAGUUUUGAUAAAAUCACCGCUAAGCGGCUUCCGUAGCGUCUCUCUUGUUAUCCAUAGCAACCAGCUCUCCCUCCCCCGCCCGUAUGUGACAGCUGUCUUCGCCAACCACAGCUGCUUCCCUACGAGGGAGAAUCAGUUACACCAAUCAGAGACUCGAGCUUAUCUGGAGGCGGCAGCAGCAGCGGGGACCCAAACAGCCCAACCGGGUUCACGUCAUCAUCGGGGACACUAUCAGCACAGACACGACAGACAGAUAGGGAGUGGAGCCCGAGCACAUCAUCAACCUAACAGCUGCAGUCAAACAUAAGGUGUCAGCAUGGGGCUCAGUGUCUGGAAGGAAGGGAUUCAUUUAAAACAACAGACAUUGUCCUGUUGAGAAAUAAACAGCUAGAAAUAUGGACAGAAUGACAGUCCUUUCUCAGACCCACACUACUGCUAAUAAAGUUAUAAGACCAGUGUCACUCAGGCAUGUCAAGGAAGAACUUUCUGAUAUGAGUAACAUCUCUGAGCUCCGCUGCAAACUCAACAAGGCUAAAUCUGAGAGUUUAGAACUGGCGAUCAAGCAUAAUGAAGAGUUGUCAUCUUGUGAAAGCCGGUUUGCCAAGCUACGGUCUGAGUUUGAGAAAGGGGAAGCGAUUCGCCAGGGUCUAGAAUAUGAGUUGGCAACGGCAAGACAGCAGUUUAGUAAAGAAAGAAUGGCACUGGAAGAGGAGAAAGCAAACUCCUUUAGAAUACAAGAGCAUUUUAAAGCACAGAUAGAAGAACUCCACAGAAAGAUCUACAGCAUUGAGGAGCAUUUUCAGACAACCCAGUUCAGUUGGCAGGAUGCACAGAAAGCUUUUGAAAAGGAUUUGAAAGAUCGAGACCAUGCUGUGGAAGCCUACAAGAAAGAGCAGGAGACACUGAUGUCAGAGAGGAACAAGCUGGAAGCAUUAAUUCAGAAGCAGAAUGUAAUAAUCUCUGAGCUGCAACAAAAGCUGCACCAGUCAGACAGAGAAAAGGAUCACCACAUGGAUACGUUAAGGCGACACAAAAGUGAUCUUGGGUUUAGCCUUGAAAGAGAAGAAAGACUGAAGCAUGAACUUGAGGCAGCAAAUCAGAGAGUGAAGACAUUGGAAGGGAACAUAGAGGCAGAGAGAGCAGCGCAUCUGGAGUCCAAGUUCAACUCUGAAAUCAUCCAGUUGCGCAUUCGAGAUCUGGAAGGGUCAUUACAAGUGGAAAAGGCCAGCCAGGCACAAACUGCUUCAGAUUUAGACCUUAUAAAAACUCAAUUCAAAGAAGUGGAAACUGCCUACAUCAGAGAGAAAGGCACUGCACAAGAUUUAUCAGCCAGGCUCCAGGCAUUGGAGGAAGAGUCUUCCUACAUGAUUAAUGAGUUUAAAGCAGAAAUUGAGAAGAAAAACAAGCAAAUUAUGGAUCUUUCUGGGAAGCUCAAGACUAGUGAGGAAAGCUUUGUCGCAGUGGAGCAGGACCUUGCAGUGACCAAGAAACACCAGUUCUCCCUGGAAGAGGCUUACGGACGCAUCGUGAGAGAUCUGCAGACACUGCUGGACAGCUGUAACGUGUCAAGCCAUGGUGUAUCAGGGACCUGCAGUGAUAAAUCUAAAUCUGCUGGCCCUGCUGUUCUUGAGGCCUUGAGAGAGACCUUGGUGGAUUACCAGAACAAGCUGGACAGCACGUGUAAUGAGCUGGAAACCAAAAAACGUGGGUGUGCCAAGAUGGCAGAGGAACUGGAGUCUUCCAAACAGAUGAUACAGUCUCUGUAUAAAAAUCUUCAGUGCACUCAAUCUCAGCAAGGGGUUUAUGAGAAGGAGUUACUCCGCAUGAGUGCAAUUUGUGUUGAAAAAGAGUCUCAAAUAGCCCAUCUGCAGACAGAACUGGUGAAAGCACAAGAUGCGUGGGAGAAGGAGAAACGGAGAGGAUCAGAAUCUGACAGUGAAAUACAAAAGAUGACCAAGGCAUUCCAGAAGGAUAAAGAGGAGAAGUUAUCGUUCCUGCACUGUUUAUACCAGCGCCUGGUAGCGGGUUGUGUGCUGAUAAAACAACCGGAGUGCAUGCUGGAUAAUUUUUCGUGGCCAGAACUCUGCUUGGUUUUGCAGGAAAAUGUAGAUGUCCUGAUCUCAGACUUGAACCGAGCUAAUGAAAAGCUGUCUAAUUUAGAAGAUGUUUGCAAGAACAAGGCUGAUGUGCUGAGAGAUCUGCAGCAGAGCCACGAAGGCUCACUGAAGAAGCUAUCUGAGCAUUGGAAAGCAGAACAACAUUCCUGGCAGAAACAAAACAGAGAUUUAGAAGAACAUUAUUCUGCACUCCUUAGGGAGCUCCAUGCAAGGGCACAGAAAUUUCAGAGACAUGCAGAAAAAUCAAAAGACAAAUUUACCAUUUCUGAGAAAACAAAAGAUCAGAUGGCCCUAGAAAAUGUACACCUAAAAAAUCUGCUAAUCAACACGGAGAAGGACCAUAAGUCUCUUCUUGCUGCCUGUGCUCUCAUGGCCGGUGCAUUGUAUCCACUGUAUAGUAGAACUUGCUCUUUAGCUGCGCAGAGAAAUUUCCUCCAAGAUCAAAUGAACACUUAUGUAGACGUUCAGAAUGAAAUCCGCAUGCUAGUUCAAGCUCUGUCUGACAAUGAACUUAAGAAAAAGCGACGUAGAAACCAUUCCAGAUGUAUGAGGUCUGUAUUUCGGCGAGGUGUCAUAGUAGUUUUGGCCAUUAAUAGGCUUCAGCGUCUUGGUGGAUCCAGUGGUUCUCUCUUCACGUGGAUGGAUGGCAUAAAGCAGGGACCCAGAAUUUUGGUGUGUCCAGGUGGAGCCCUUUCCAGGCACAGAAUAUCAGGACCAGAAGAUAAGCAGAUGCAUUGUAAAGAAGCUUGGAAAUGGCUUACCAACACUGAUCUUCUGUCUGCCGUAGUUAGUGCAAUGUCCGAAUUAACUGCACUUUUAAACAAGAAAGACUCCAUUUCUGGAUCUCCGGAACAGAUUAUUGAUGCAGCCAAGAACUGCUUUUCAAGGCUGAUGAACAAGCUGGAUGAGCAUAUUGAAACUACAGAUAGUUCUAUUGUCAUAUACCCUGACUCCCUUCUGCACAAACUUGCCUGUGGGCUUCAUAGAAUCAACUUCCAAAAAUCACAUUUGGAUCUUAAAAGUACCACUCCUAUUAUGAAGUGCCUUUCUGCUUUGAAAAAGCAAGUCCUUGCGUUCACACAGCGGCUUCAUACAGCCGAGUUGGAGAGACGAUCCUUGCGCCAAGAGCUUUCCGAUAUUAACCAAAAAUACAGCAAGCCGAGUUCUAAGGAGCAAAUCCAACCAUCCCAGGAAUCUAAAGUGGUUUCGUACCAGAAAUUCAGAACGGUCUUUGAUGAGCUGAAUAAUGCAUUGGGUCGGGAACAGGAAGCGCAGAUUCUUCUGAAUGAACAAUCUCAACAGAUGCUGGCACUUAAUUACAAAAUAGAACUGCACUCACAGGAGGAGGUGGAAAAGGAGCAAACCUUAUCCGAAGCAAUACAGAGUCUCUCUGAGGCAAAGAUAGAGCUGCGGAGAAGAGAUCAAUCCUUACGUCAGCAGAACAGACAGCUGACCCAGCUGGAGCAGGACAAGCGUCGGCUGGAACAGAGCAUCUGCAUUGCUGAGAGUGCCCUGCGAGUAGCAUCCAAGGAUAAGGAAGCCCUGUUGAACUACAUGAUAUCUGUAGCAGCGACCUUCCAGCAGAUUAAAGAUCAGUCUUCCUUGUCGCGGACAGCAUCAAGAGUUGAUUUUACUUUUCAACUUCCAAAACUGACACAUACAUUGUUUGAUCUGGAGGGAUACAUGGGAGGAGCGGAAUUCACAGCUUGCCAGAAUAUGAUCGGCUACUUCUUAGACAUCUAUCAGAUCGCAUACUCCAAAACAAGUGCUCUGGAAAGAGAAAUAGCCUCCUACCAAAAACACAUCGCAGCACUCAAAUCUGAGCUGCAGACUGCAUGCCUACGUGACACCAAGGAGUUGUCUGCGGUACAGUUUGAUGCCAGAUGUUUGCCAUACUCAAGAGCAGAAUUUCCGUGGGAGAGAGGUAUCCCAGACUUUUUACCACUACAGCCAGAGCUGGAUUUAUCACACAGUCACAUGAACUCCAACUAUGUGAACGGCACAUCUUUCAAACCUAUAGAAAAUGCAUCUGUUACAGAUCUUGAGCUGAUGACCAUGCAGGAGCUGCCGAAUAAGACAGAACUUUUCUCUCUUAAAACAGCAACGUAACAUCGCUGCUCUUUACAUUAAAGGAAUGACCUCCAGACAUUGUACAUGUGCUAUUUAAUCACCGUAGACACUGUGCACAUUGUGUUUUUAUAUAAAUGUAAUAAUUAACGUAUUUGUUAUACAGCAUUUUAUACCUGAAAACUUUUUAUUUAUUUUACAAAGGCCUGUAAUGAUAGUAUAUGUACACUCCGCUGCAUGCUGCUUAUACCGCUUAUGUAAUGGUAGCUCAUUGUUGCUCACUGACUGCUCUUGGUAAUGAAGCAGUUUGUCUUCUACUUUUUUGGAGUGUUCAUUUUUUAGUUGGAUUUUUCAGUUUAAAAGCAUAAAAAAAUUGGGGAUUAUAAAAUAUUGGGAGGGUAAAAUAGCGAGUGCUGUUACUCAGAUGUACUAAUUGUUAAUUAAUACCGAUUUAUUAUGAAAAACUCAUUAAUAUACCUUCUCACAAUAUAACCAGUUUACCAUAUAUACUCAGCAUCCAGCAAGGAUAAUUAUAUUUAUUUCAAGAAAGACAGUACACAACACUUCAUUUAAAGUAAUAUGUAUUUUCAUUGUGUUUCAGUGUAUCAAACAUGAUAUUAGCACUUGGGACCUUAUUCAGCUUCAGUUGCAGUAUUGCUAAAAUAGCAAAACUGCAACUGGCUGUGAUUGCACGCUGGGGGCCGCCCAGCCCAGGGCAAGGCCGCCCAGCAUGCUAAUGCCCACUAGCGAAGCAAUCGUAAUGUAAUUGUGAUCGCAUCGCUGGUUUGAGAAAGCCCCCCUGCCUCCGCAGGCAGGCACAGAACGGCCAUUUUCUGAGUGGCAGUGGCCACGUGUGACGUCACGCAGCCACCCCCAUUUUCGUCACCACACCCGCCCUAUGCGGAGUCUAUGUGACCACACGUUCAAGGGAUGGCUACCCCCUGAACGCCUCUGCCUGUCAAUCGGGCACAGGCGUCCGCAUAACUGAGAUGCGAUCGUAUCUCCCUGCCCUCGCACGUGCAGUAUGGGGCCUGUGCACGCGCACUAUGGCGGCCCCUGGGAGAAUGUGAAUCUUAGAAUGCAUCUCAGAUGCGUCCCACGAUGAAUCGGGCCCAUAAUAACAUUAACUGUUCCAUAACUAUAUAUAUUUACUGUGUGUUGGUGUGUAUGUACUUUAUAUAUACAACCGCAUCCUACCCUCUGCACUUUCUGGCUUUGCCCACUCGGUGCUGGGUCGUCCCAUCCACCAUCCAGCUCUGUCCGACCCUUCCUGCUCCCAUCCUUACCUCGUUCCCGGCCAGUCCUUCAUGUUCAUGUACUGAGUAUGCCAAGAUGUUGAAAGUCUCUUGAUAAAGUCCCUGUAUUAUACAACCGAAAUAUCGAUUAUUUUCAGAUUUUACCUGUGACCUUAUAUGUGUAUUGAAUUAUGUGCUACAUAUGGAGACUGCACCCUGUGAGCUGAAGAUUUAUAUAAUGUGCUGGCGACUCUUUGGAGAUAGAGAUAUAGAUAUAUAGAUAUAUAAAAGCUGCGAGCAGCUUUGCAUUUUCAAUCCUUAAUAAAUCAGGCCCUAUGUCUAUAUAUAAUUUUUACUUUUAACAUGUCCUGAAGUAGUUUUGGAGGUUACGCAAUAUUCUUCUCCUUCAUUAUGUAUUCUGUAUUUUGUUUUGUGGAAUCUUAUGACUUCUUGUGAUGGGACGUAACAGUCUUCAUUGUAAAAAUCUCCACCAUUUCAGUACAGCUCAUGUGGGCAUUCGG
Pseudophryne corroboree (corroboree frog) is the source of this 6170-nucleotide messenger RNA. It is a transcript of the gene CCDC171, whose product is annotated as coiled-coil domain containing 171. The record is from RefSeq and is a predicted model, not a curated record. Lineage: Eukaryota; Metazoa; Chordata; Amphibia; Anura; Myobatrachidae. Bases 626 to 4456 code for a protein of 1276 amino acids. The transcript has 25 exons.